GGGGGGAAGAAAAAAAACCCGCGGGAAGGCAGCGAGAGAGGCGAUCGGGAGGAGCAGAAGAAGGGAACUUGAUUCGAGCUGGCACAGGCGGGGGGAAAAAGUCGAUCGCCAGCAGCAGCAUAAAAGUGUGCGCGGCUCCUCUCGAGGGGAGCAGCGGCGGCGGCGGCAGCCACAGGUGCCCCCGACGUGGAGCGAAGCUCUCGGGACUCGGCCUGGGGGAUCGGGCGAAGGAGCCCUUCCGGCGCGCUCCUCCCGGCCGCGAGGAGGAGCACGAGGGCGAGCAGCCCCCUGGGACGCGGGGAAGGUGCCCCGCGAGGAUUUCGGCUCGAGGAGGUUCCCGUCCCGCCAUCAAGAUUUUGUCCAAAAGCAGGCAAGAGGAUCGCCCUGCGCUGAGCCGCCUGGUGGGCAGCAGGCGGCGGCUGAUCGCGGCCGGAGCGCUGGGGGUGGUCAUGGUGCUGCUGCUGGUCAUCCUCAUCCCGGUGCUGGUCAGCUCGGCGGGCACGUCGGCGCACUACGAGAUGCUGGGCACCUGCCGCAUGGUGUGCGACCCCUACGGCGGCACCAAGGCGCCCAGCACGGCCGCCACCCCGGACCGAGGCCUCAUGCAGUCGCUGCCCACCUUCAUCCAGGGCCCCAAGGGAGAGGCCGGCCGCCCGGGCAAGGCCGGGCCCAGGGGGCCGCCGGGGGAGCCCGGCCCGCCGGGGCCCGUGGGCCCGCCGGGGGAAAAGGGAGAGCCCGGGCGCCAGGGCCUGCCGGGCCCGCCCGGGGCGCCGGGCCUGAACGCGGCCGGGGCCAUCAGCGCCGCCACCUACAGCACCGUGCCCAAGAUCGCCUUCUACGCGGGCCUCAAGCGGCAGCACGAGGGCUACGAGGUGCUCAAGUUCGACGACGUCGUCACCAACCUGGGCAACCACUACGACCCCACCACGGGCAAGUUCACCUGCUCCAUCCCCGGCAUCUACUUCUUCACCUACCACGUGCUCAUGCGCGGCGGCGACGGCACCAGCAUGUGGGCAGAUCUGUGCAAGAACAACCAGGUGCGAGCUAGUGCAAUUGCUCAGGAUGCAGACCAAAACUACGACUAUGCCAGUAACAGCGUCGUUCUACAUUUGGAGCCUGGAGAUGAAGUCUACAUAAAAUUAGAUGGAGGGAAAGCACAUGGAGGAAACAACAACAAAUACAGCACAUUUUCUGGAUUUAUAAUUUAUGCUGACUGAUAAUUAAGUGAAACACAAAAUCACAUUCUUCUAAGUGAUGGAUUCAUGUGGCAAAAAACACAAAAUCGACGAAUCAAGAACCCCAGAGGAUACUGGCCGAGGGACACCUCAUUAACGUGGGGCAAAAUGCUACCUGACUCACAUCUGUACAACCCAGAGAGUGUGUUUUAAAAAAAUAUAGAGCAAGUUAAACAGAUGUGUGAUCCAAAAUCACCAAAGCAAAAUACUCCUUGUUGUUAGUGUCCAUGUGAAUGAAGUCCUAUAUAGAUCACAACUUUUAUAGAGGAAAAAAAAUCUUUAAAGCACUGAAUUAUUUCUUCGGCAUAUAUGAUACUUUUGGUGUGCUAUGAUCUUGCUGCUUUUAUCCAUCCAUCAGCUUUGGUACUUGUGACUUACCUGCUAACUAUGAUGCGUGUGGAUCCAACUCAUAGUAUGUGGUGAGGAAUGAUUUUACAAUAAAAAGAAGAUGUAAUUGAA
Molecule: messenger RNA, 1694 nt
Organism: Podarcis raffonei (Aeolian wall lizard)
Lineage: Eukaryota; Metazoa; Chordata; Lepidosauria; Squamata; Lacertidae
Gene: C1QL3
Product: complement C1q like 3
Exons: 2
Coding region: 450-1217 (255 amino acids)
Molecular function (GO): protein binding
Source: RefSeq, a predicted model, not a curated record